Lotus japonicus is the source of this 2510-nucleotide messenger RNA. Its product is annotated as glucan endo-1,3-beta-glucosidase 13-like. Bases 1525 to 2058 code for a protein of 177 amino acids. NCBI's taxonomy places the organism in Eukaryota, Viridiplantae, Streptophyta, Magnoliopsida, Fabales, Fabaceae. The record is from RefSeq and is a predicted model, not a curated record. The transcript has 4 exons.
UUUAAGGUUUUCAUUUUUUAUUAAAUUAAAAAUAAAAUUAAGACACUCUAAUUAACUUCCUAAUUACAUACCUAUUUUAACAAAUAAAAUGCAAAUUAAUAGUUCCUGGGUUCCUCUUCAUCUAUGUUCUUCAUUUUCAUAUUCAUCAUCUUCUCCAGCAUUAAAAAUAUAAAAUCCAGAAAAUAGAAUAAUUCAUCAUCAAACCCCUUCUUCCAUUUAAUUCACCAAAAGCCUUAAAAUCAAUCCUCAAAACUAGAUCUAGGGUUUCCUCAUCAAAUCACAACCCCCAAUUCGUGGAACACAAACAGCAACAAAACAUCCCAAUUCGUGGAACACAAUAAGCAGCAAAUCAAGAAGCUUAACCGAUCCCUUAGGCGAAGAUGAAGAAGCAGAAGAAGCAUCACCACUAACCAAAACAUCCAUGACAACGUCCUCCAUUUUCACCCAACCAUAUUCUUCUCCAUGACCCAAUACGCGGACCUCAUCCAACCGUUUCUGGCGAGCAUGCCGAGGAUGGCGGCGAACGCCGAUUCAGACCCCCUGAAACCGGGUUGCCUCUCGGCCCAACGGAAGAACCAGAGAGCAGAUCUGGGUCGGGUUCAGACUGAAUGGAGGACCCGAACGAACAGCUCAGACUGGGGAAACCGCUGCGCGCAAGUGAUCAGAAACAGGGGAAGGAUUGUGGAGUGAAACGACGUCGUAGGGGCUGGAGGGGCAUGUGCUGAAGGAGAAGAUGAAGCGAGAUUUGAGGGGUGUGGCUGCUGGUGUGGAGAAGACUCUGAAAGAGAGGGUCAUCGAUUGAAUGGAAAAUUGGUGAAUGGGUCUGCUGAAAGUGACAGAGGAAGAUGGUGGAACCAAAUCCAAAGAUAUCAUUUUUUGCUAAUUUUUCUGGGUUUGAUGAAUGAUCCUUUAUGCACCUGAAGAUUGAUGUUGAAGAGUGGGUUUUUGAUGAAGAAGAUAUGCAGAUGAAGAUUUGUAAAUAAUAAUAAGGUGAAAAUAAAUUCCAGGUCAACCUCAUUUAAUACGUGGCAAUGCCACGUCCCCUCAGGUGAUGGUAUUUGGCAAGGACUGGCGGAGUUAAGGGUGGUUUGUUACGAAAAGUGUAAUCGGAGGGAUGGUUACUUUACUUUGAAAAAAUUAGGGGCCAAACUCAAACUGUCCUCAAUACACAGGGACCAUAAACAUAUUUAACCCUUUAUAGAAAAGGCUCAAAUGAUAUCACUGUUGCUGCAGUCUGCCAAAGAUAGUACUACUUGCUUCAGAAGUAUACUUCAUUGUUCUUCUCCAUAAAAAAAUUGGAAAUCUCAGAAAAAGUGAUAAAGAAAAUAUAAUACCUCCUUCAAGUAACUUGUGAUUCCAUUGACACCAACAAACAAUACAGCUUUAUUUCUCUCAAGUCUCUACACAUAGCAACAGAAUCAUAGUGCUCAAUAGAAUAACUUGGAAUACUAAUCUCCUUCUCUCUAUAUAUACAUAAAAAUACAAUCUUUGGAGCAACAAGAUUGGUUAUUUCAAGGUGGAACAAUGAAGAAGGAAAUCUGGUUUUUUCUGUGCCUGGCCUUUUUGGCAUGCUGUCUUGGCAUGGCAAGGGGAAUAGUGGUGCAAGAGAAGGCAGAUGCAGUAAUCCCAGUGCCAACAACACCGUCACCACCAGAAGGCAACACUACAUUCAUUGAUGGCACAACAUGGUGUGUUGCACUUGCUGGAGUUUCCCAAGCUGACUUGCAGAAUGCACUAGAUUGGGCUUGUGGACUUGGAAAGGCAGACUGCACACCCAUCCAAAAAGGUGGAGCAUGUUAUGAACCAGACACACUAGUUUCUCAUGCAUCCUUUGCUUUCAACAACUACUAUCAGACAAAUGGGAAUUCUGAUAUUGCCUGCAAUUUUGGUGGAACUGCUACUUUGACAAAAAAUAACCCCACCUAUGGAAAAUGUGUCUAUCCUUCAUCUGGGUCUAUGGUUUCUUCUGCUCCACCAUCACUGAAGAAGCACAACCAAAGCUUGGUCCUGUCGAAACUUGCUGCCAUGCUACUACUGCUUUUAUACUUUUUGAUGUGACUAUGUUGUGGUCGGUUAGGAAGUUGACAAAAGGAAAAGGGAAUUAGAGAAAGGUUAGGGAGUACACCUAUGUUAGCAUUUAGUAAUUGUGUUUUUGUGGUUGCUAAGGUAUUCUUAGCUUUCAAGUUGGGUCAUGACAAGAAUCUAUAAUUGUGCAAAAUGACCUCUUUUUGCAGCUUAAUUUUGUUUAUCCCUUUCCCUUGUCCUCAAUAUUCUUUUUCUCUGCUUUCUGCCACUUUGAUUGGUCCUUAGGUUCUUAUUGGCACUAGGAUCAGUUGAUGACAACAAGAUAAGAGACUUAGCCUUUGGUUUUGGAAAAAUAAAUAGGUUCUUUCUCCUCCAAAUGGUAUCGAUGGUUACUGCAAAAACUGUAACCCAUUUUUCCAGACCUGUAGAUUUAUUGUAAUCCUUCAAGAUUUUAACUAGCCAAGUGUGGAUAUCCUGUUGGGGCA